AUGAUUCGGGAGUCAGGGUGCCGCUUUGGGUUCGUGGUGGGCCAUGCCGGGUUGUACCAAGCCCUGGCCAUGUUCGCCGUGGCGUACUUCAUCAUCGGCAUGACGGUGCUGUCCGUGUGUGCCAUCGCCACCAACGGGGCACUGGAUGCCGGAGGAGCCUACUAUAUGAUCAGCCGUGCCCUGGGCCCGGAGUUCGGGGGCAGCAUCGGGAUCAUGUUUUUCCUGGCCAACGUGUGUGGCAGUGCCCUGUACGUGCUGGGGCUGGUGGAGGCGGUGGUGGACAGCUUUGGGAUCCCGCCCGGGCAAAAAGCAGGCACAGGCGUCCACGUCCUGCCCCAGAGCUACUGGUACGAGCUGCUCUACGGCACCGUGCUGCUGGCCCUCUGCCUCCUCGUGUGCCUUGUGGGCGCCUCCAUCUAUGCCAAGGCCACCUUCCUCAUCUUCCUCAUUGUCGCGGGUGUGCUGGGCACCAUCCUCGUCAGCUUCUUUGCCACGCGGCCCGUCGGGGUGCCCAUCCGUCUGCCCCACUUCAACGGCUCCGAGACCGAGAACGGCUCCUUCACCGGCUUCUCACUCGCCACCCUGAGAGACAACCUGGGUGGGUACGGGGUGGACUACACCACCGGGCAGAUGAUGAGUUUCAGCUCCGUCUUUGCAGUGAUGUUCAAUGGCUGCACGGGCAUCAUGGCAGGCUCCAACAUGUCAGGGGACCUGAAGCGUCCGAGCUACUCCAUCCCACGGGGCACCAUCUCCGCCGUGCUCUUCACCUACCUCGUCUACAACCUGCUGGCUUUCCUCAUGUGUGCCACCUGCAACAGGACCCUCCUGCAGAAAGACUAUGGCUUCCUGCGUGACAUCAGUAUCUUCCCGCCCCUGGUCACGGUGGGCAUCUAUGCUGCAACCCUCUCUGCAGCUAUGAGCAACCUCAUCGGGGCGUCCCGCAUCCUCUACGCCCUGGCCCGGGAUGACCUCUUUGGUGAGCUAACAGGGGUGACCUGGGGAUGUGCCAGGGGUGCCGUCCCGAUGGGUGCCUUCACCCUGUGCUCCCUGCAGCUGGUGCUCUUCUCUGGGAAGCUCAACACCAUCGCAGGGGUUGUGACCACCUUCUUCCUCCUGGUUUACGCCACCGUCAACCUGGCCUGCUUGGCACUGGAGUGGGCAUCGGCCCCCAACUUCAGGCCCACCUUCCGGUACUUCACCUGGCACACAUGCCUGCUGGGCAUCGCGGGCUGCUGCGUCAUGAUGUUCCUCAUCAGCCCCGUGUCAGCCUCGGUGAGCCUGGGCUUCCUCCUCAUCCUCCUCCUCGCCCUCCACUACCUCUCACCCAGCAGCACCUGGGGCUACAUCAGCCAGGCCCUCAUCUUCCACCAGGUGCGGAAGUACCUGCUGAUGCUGGAUGUACGGAAGGACCACGUCAAGUUCUGGCGCCCGCAGAUGCUGCUGAUGGUGCAGAACCCACGGGGCAGCGCCCGCCUCAUCGACUUUGUCAACGACCUCAAGAAGAGUGGCCUCUACGUCCUGGGCCACGUCGAGCUGCAGGACUUGGACACGCUGCCCUCGGACCCGCUGCAGCCCCAGCAAGACUCGUGGCUGAGCUUGGUGGACAAGCUGAACGUCAAAGCCUUCGUCAGUCUCACCCUUGCGCCCUCGGUGCGGCAUGGUGUCCGGCAGCUUCUCUUCACCUCUGGCCUUGGCGGGAUGCGCCCCAACACCCUGGUGAUGGGCUUCUACGAUGACGCGGUGCCGCAGGACGGUCUAGCCCAGCACCCCGCCUUCACCAGCACCCGUGAGGAGGUGCCCCUGGGCUUCCCCCCGCUGCCGGCGCCCUGGAAGCAUGGUCCUACAAAGCUUCUUGAUUUGGAAGCAAAUUUGCAGAAGUAA
Opisthocomus hoazin is the source of this 1881-nucleotide messenger RNA. The record is from RefSeq and is a predicted model, not a curated record. NCBI's taxonomy places the organism in Eukaryota, Metazoa, Chordata, Aves, Opisthocomiformes, Opisthocomidae.